AUGCUGGAUCUUGCUGUAUCCGCCACUGACAUUGGUGUUGUUCGAGGCGAAGCCUUAAACGCAAAUAUUUAUAUUCAAAGAUGUCUCUCUAAAUUGCUUCAGUUUGUGAACACACAUCAUGCAAAUGAUCAAAUAGUCUUUUGGCCAGAUCUUGCUUCAUGUCAUUACGCGAGGAUCACAAGGGACUGGUACGAAACUAACAACAUUACCUUUGUACCGAAACCAGACAAUCCCCCCAACCUACCUCAGGCUCGUCCAAUUGAAGAGUUCUGGGCAAUAUUAAGUCGGAAAGUCUAUAAUAACGGAUCGGAAGCACAAAAUCAGGAACAGUUAAGACGCCGCAUAUAUACAAAAAUUAGAGAAAUUGACGCCGAGGUCGUCCAAAGGAUGAUGCAACGUGUCAGGGGAAUUAUUAGGCAAAUCGAAAAUAAUGGUCCCUUUUCUGUCUUUUGA
This is a messenger RNA of Diabrotica virgifera virgifera (western corn rootworm), 453 nucleotides long. RefSeq lists its product as uncharacterized. Lineage: Eukaryota; Metazoa; Arthropoda; Insecta; Coleoptera; Chrysomelidae. Bases 1 to 453 code for a protein of 150 amino acids. The record is from RefSeq and is a predicted model, not a curated record. Gene Ontology annotation, molecular function: nucleic acid binding. The transcript has a single exon.